ACAUUAGUUGAAUAUGGAGCAAACGUCACCAUGCAAAACCACGUGGGAGAGAAACCCUCACAAAGUGCUGAGCGACAUGGGCACACCAUGUGUUCCCGCUACUUAGUGGUUGUGGAGACUUGUAUGUCAUUGGCCUCUCAGGUUGUCAAGCUAACUAAGCAACUGAAGGAGCAAACAGUGGAACGUGUGACUUUACAGAACCAACUCCAGCAGCUUUUAGAAGCCCAGCGAUCAGAGGACAAAUCACUGCCCAUAUCCCCAAGCUCGCCGUCAUCUCCUGCUUCUGGCAAACCCCAGUGGAAACCAUCUGAAGCAGAUGAAUUAUCUCCACCAAAAAGUAAAUUGAACGCCCAAGAUGGGAUUCAGAUUCUUGGCAGCUUGGGAACUUCUAGUCGCACUCGAGCCAAGAUAAAAGAUGAGGACUCAGAUAAAAUCUUGCGCCAGUUGUUGGGGAAGGAAAUCUCUGAAAAUGUCUGUAUGCAGGAAAAGCUGACUUUGGAAUUUCAGGAUGCUCAUGCAUCCUCCAAGAACGUGAAGAAGAUUUUGCCAGAGAAAAGGGAGCUGAAGUUAGCCAGACUGAGGCAACUGAUGCAGCGGUCACUCAGCGAGUCUGACACAGACUCAGCUAAUUCUGAGGACCAUAAGAACACCCCUGUGAAAAGAACUGACAAACCGAGGCCUCAGCCCAUAGUGGAGAGUGUGGAGACCACCGAAAGUUUGCACCUGAUGAUUAAGAAACACACUUCUGCUGCAGGACGCCGCUUCCCUUUUGGUAUCAGGGCAUCCAAGUCUGUGGAAGGCCACAGUCCUUCCCCUACUUCAGAGAGCAGCGAUCCGGAUAACGAAUCCCCGUAUCAGCCCGGCACUGUGCCUCAGAGCCAGUUUUGUGGAGACAACUCUCCAUCCAGCGCGGACAGUGCCGCUGCUCAAAAGGUUGCCACCAGCCCUAAGAGUGCUCUCAAGUCUCCCUCUUCAAAGCGCAGAACCUCCCAAAAUUUGAAACUCCGAGUGACUUUUGAGGAGCCUGUGGUGCAGGUGGAGCUAGCAGAGUCAGAACUAAAUGAGGAAAAGGAUAAAGACCGGGGCAAAGGACUUGUGCGAGCUCCACCUGGCUCCGGGGAGCCGUCGGGGGACCAGCUGAGAAGGCCUUUUGGAACCUUCCGGUCCAUAAUGGAGACGCUUAGUGGCAACCAAAAUAACAACAACAACUGUCAAACAGCAAAUCUGAUGAAAACCUCAUCGACGCUGCCUUUUACCUCAUUAGGAAGGAAGACAGCAGACAACAAGGGAAAUCCAGCUGCUCUCACAAAAGGAAGAAAUAAGCCAGGUCCUUACUGCAGCUACACCAGUCUUUCUUCUAGCACGCUGAAUGAAGAACUUCUGUAUAACUAUGCUUGGCAUGAUGACAUCAAUAGGAAAAGCCAGAAAUUCAACAGUCAAAAAAGUACUGAAGAUCCAGAGCUGCAGGAAUUAUUCCUCUAAACCACAUCUCAUGAUGUCUCACUUUGUUUGAAAUACCUGAAGUAUAUCCUUUUGAAACACUAAUAGAGACAUGUCCCUCACCAGCAAAACAGCAGCUGUUAGGAUGCCUUAAUUUGUAGCAGUUAGACCAUAUACAAAACUUUUUUAUGAUAUAUGUGUAUAUGUAACUUGUUUGUAAGCUGUGCUGUGGAAAGGCAUGGGUGUGCAAAAGUAACAGUUUGAAAAUUGUUAUGACACAGGCAACCUCCAAAAUGUUUGUUGGGCCACAGAACACAUUUUGUACUUUGUGUCUUGCAUGGAUAUAUUGUCAUGUAUCUUUAUUUCCCUUUGUCAAUGGCAUAUACUGUCAAAGUUUCAGCCGGGACUGCCUACUCAGCUACUCAGUGAGACCAAGGCAAAAGCGUUUGUUUUUUUUUUAUAUGUUUUGUCUGUUGUUAUUUCUAUUUUUUGUAAAAAGGAAAUAAAGACAGUGUUAAUAGGA
This is a messenger RNA of Tauraco erythrolophus (red-crested turaco), 1963 nucleotides long. The record is from RefSeq and is a predicted model, not a curated record. NCBI's taxonomy places the organism in Eukaryota, Metazoa, Chordata, Aves, Musophagiformes, Musophagidae.